Molecule: messenger RNA, 535 nt
Organism: Amborella trichopoda
Lineage: Eukaryota; Viridiplantae; Streptophyta; Magnoliopsida; Amborellales; Amborellaceae
Product: Trm112p-like protein
Source: RefSeq, a predicted model, not a curated record
CUUGUACGAAAGACAAAUUCUUUGCUAAAUAAAAAAAGCUGUAAACGACGGCAGGAGGGGAGGGUGAGCAUGGUGAAGCCACCAAGCAGAGCAGUUGUGAAAGGGGUGAGCAAGAAGCUCCUAUCUGAGCUCUUGGUUUGUCCCCUCUCGAAGCAACCACUCAGGGAAUGCGGUGAAUCCAACGCUCUCAUAAGUGAUGCUCUUGGCGUUUCUUAUCCUGUAGUUAAUGGCAUUCCUCACUUGGUUCCAAAGGAUGGGAAGCUUCUCGAUACACAUAAUGAUGUGGAAUCAGAUGAUCUCUCGACAUCGGCUGUUCUGAACCACAAAGUGCAAGAUGACCAUUGAUAGAAUUGGGGACUAAGGAGUAACAAUCGCAUGCUGAGGCCAUUACUAAAAUCUUUCUGUUUUUCUGCAAAGUAGUGCUUCUUCUUGUCAUUGUAGCCUUUAAUUGUAUACUGUUUUUUUGUACCUUGAAUUGUAAACAUUUGCAUCUUUAAUUUAGAGCUUGAUUGGAACUGCAUUUGUUUUUCACUAA